This is a messenger RNA of Debaryomyces hansenii CBS767, 1680 nucleotides long. It is a transcript of the gene XUT1, whose product is annotated as Xut1p. NCBI's taxonomy places the organism in Eukaryota, Fungi, Ascomycota, Pichiomycetes, Serinales, Debaryomycetaceae. Gene Ontology annotation, molecular function: xanthine transmembrane transporter activity. Gene Ontology annotation, cellular component: membrane; fungal-type vacuole. Gene Ontology annotation, biological process: transmembrane transport; xanthine transport. The transcript has a single exon. The record is from RefSeq and is a predicted model, not a curated record. Bases 1 to 1680 code for a protein of 559 amino acids.
AUGAACGUCCAAGACAUAAAAAAAAUUGGUAAAAGAGUGAUACGCAAAUGGACCACUAAGGAUGGCUUCAUAGGGGACUAUGAUUACAAGUAUCUAUUUGUACCUGAAAUACCAUUCAAAAAAACGGUGACCAAGAGACAGCCAUUCUUUGGUCUAAAUUCAGAUAUGCCACUUUUGUUAGGGUUUAUUCUAGGGUUCCAACAUGCUUUGGCGAUGCUUGCCGGGGUGGUUACACCUCCUAUUCUUAUUGCUUCUGCUGCAAAUCUUGAUAGUGCUACACAAGAAUAUCUCGUUAGUGCUUCCUUGAUUGUGUCAGGAUUAUUGUCAUGUAUUCAAAUUACUAGAUUCCAUAUUUACAAGACACCGUACUACUUGGGUACGGGGUUACUUUCAGUGGUGGGAACGUCGUUUGCAACCAUAUCGAUAGUCACUAAAGCCCUACCAGUGAUGUAUCUGACAGGGGUAUGUCCAGUCGUGGACGGUGUAAAUCAGCCGUGCCCUGACGGAUAUGGAAUGAUUUUGGGAACAGGAAUAGUUUGUUCGCUCUUGGAAAUCCUCUUGUCAUUCAUGCCUGCUAAGCAGUUACAAAAGAUAUUCCCUCCUAUUGUUACUGGUCCUGUCGUGUUAUUGAUCGGGGUACAUUUGAUUGAGACAGGUUUCCAAGAUUGGGUUGGAGGUUCUGAUUGUGUGGGUGAAAUGUGCGGUUCCGCUCAUCCAUUAGAAUGGGGUUCAGCUGAGUUCAUAGGAUUAGGUUUUCUCGUUUAUGUUACAAUCAUUAUCGCCGAAAGAUUUGGCUCUCCUAUUAUGAAAUCAUGUGCUGUUAUCGUUGGGUUAUUAAUAGGUUGUAUUGUUGCAGCAGCCUGUGGGUACUUCAGUAAAACAAACAUUGAUUCUGCUCCAGCUGCAACAUUCAUAUGGGUGCAUACGUUUAAAUUAAGAGUUUAUGGGCCUGCGGUUUUGCCAUUCCUAGCUGUAUAUAUUGUAUUAAUGAUGGAAGCGAUCGGUGACAUAACAGCUACUUCUGAUGUUUCAAGAUUGGAAGUUGAAGGAGAAUUGUAUGAAUCAAGAGUCCAAGGAGGUAUAUUGGCAGAUGGUUUCAAUGGAUUAUUAUCGGGUUUGAUGACUGUGACGCCGAUGUCUACUUUUGCCCAGAAUAACGGGGUUAUUUCUAUCACUAAGUGUGCUAAUAGAAAAGUUGGAUAUUGGUGUGCUUUCUUCAUGAUCAUAAUGGGUGUCUUUUCUAAGUUCGCUGCUUCGAUUGUGGCGAUACCAAAGGCAGUAUUGGGUGGCAUGACGUCUUUCUUGUUUACCUCGGUCGCUGUAUCUGGUAUUAGAAUUAUCUCUACAAUUGAAUUUACCAGAAGAGAUAGGUUUGUGUUGACCGCAUCCUUGUUGCCUGGUUUCGGUUCAAUUUUAGUAUCAAACUGGUUUGAUAAUGUAUUCACCUAUUCCGGUAAUAAUACUGCUUUGCUGGGCUUUUUCGAUGCGAUAGUCUUGGUUAUGGAAACUGGCUUUGCCGUAACUGGUUUUAUAGGGUUAAUCUUGAACCUCAUUUUGCCUGAAAUGGAUGACGACAUAGAAGAGUUUGACGAUGUGGUCAUCGAAUCAUCUGAGUCAAAUCAGCAUAGCUCGGACGAUAAUUCUAAGCAAAACAAAAUUGUGAAGGUAGAGAGUGUAUAG